UCACGCAGAUACUGACGGAAGCGAGGCGGGAGGCAGAGGAAAGGCUAAGAGGAACGCAAGAAAUGAAAUUUACCAUUUCCACUAAUAUCGAAGACGUACUGUUUAAAGGAAGAGUUCGCGUCAAUGAAAUGAAGCUGAAAGACUUUCUUACGAGGGAACUGGACGGCAGGGGCAUUGUGGACACUAAUCGGGAUGUCUUGCCGGAGGAGUUUUUCAAGGACCCCACGAAGUAUAUCCGUGAUAAAGGAGCAUUGGACGAAAUACAGGCAUCAGGUCAUUAUUUGAGUAUGAAGCGAGCUGUAAAGGGUGAAGUGAUCUUCGAUGAGGAUAUACGCAAGCUUUGCGAUAAGGGUGUCAAGAAUCCACCGGGGCGGUCAUUAGCUGCUGCGGAGGUAAAGGCAACUGUUCAUAACUCCACCAAACAUUUCUUGGAUUCAGCUGCCGAGGAGGCGAGGGACCCAACGACGACGAGCGCACCGGAGAAACUGGAGGGAUGCUACGAGUCUGUACACAAUGCGAGGUGGAGCCAUGCGGUGGAACUUCCGGACGACGUGGAGCGAAAGAAAACGGGGACGGGAAUGUGGGUGCAUGAGGGGAAGCCAGAACAGUCAUGGUCGCACAAGAAAGCUGACGACGCUACCGAAAAGAAUGACGCUGUGCAGCAAUUCGGUGCGGCACCUCCCGUGUUGAUGGUGCUCACCUCGGAGAAGGGAUGGCCGUACUCGUGGAAUACGAUACAGGAUCUUCCUAAGGACGUUUUUGUAAACUGUGAGGUGGAUCGAGUGUGGCAGAUCGUCAAGGGCGAUCUAACCGCGUGGUUCAGCCCUCACGGCGGGACCGACUUUAGGCCCGAGCGACGUGUAUUGAUUGGGACGCCCGGGAUCGGGAAAUCGGUGGCUGCCGGCUCGUACCUCCUCUACCAGCUGCUGCACGACGAUUUCGAGAAAAUCCAAGUGGUAGUCCACUGUUUUGGUGGAGGAGAUGCGUACGUGUCUGACAAGACCACCAGAGCGGUGACAAGAUACGGCGAUGAGGACAUGUGCAUCUCGGAGUUGAGAAGUUUGAGGGGGCAUGGGAGGAAUGUGUAUAUUAUCUACGAUGUGGCAAAGGAGGGAACGCCGCCACCGAGACAUUUUGCGCCUACUUCUGGAUGGGGCAUGAUUGCGGUGUCAUUCCCAAAGGUAACCAACUAUGAUGAGUGGGCGAAGCAACUACAGUCCGCGCGAAUCAUCGUGAAUUGCCCCGACGAGAUGGAUGUGGAGGCGAUGUGCGCCUGGAUAACGCGUGAUGAGACUAAAGAGAAACAAGCGGAAUACUGGAAAGGGGUCAAAAAACACAUGUGUCUUUUGGGACCGAUUCCACGUCACGUCUUUGAUGAGGAGGCGUUUACGGAACGCUGUGGAGCGGUGAAGUUUGCAUUGCAAUUGAUCAACGAGGUAACUGUGAAAGAGCACUUUUCACGGGGAGGUGAGUCGCCAUGGUAUUCUGAGGAUCCGUCCCACAAGCUUGUGAAGGUUGUUCGGGAAAUAUACGCAGGCGCUGUGAUCCUUUUCAAUGCACCGAUAUCUGAUUGCCUCGAGGAACGGACAUUGGAACGUUUCCCAAGUGUAACAGAACAAAAUGGCUUUUUGAGGCUGAUGUUGGCGUCGAAGGAUAAUAUUUUGCCAAUAUUUUUUGGAUGGUUUGCUUUGAAAUCGUUGACGGAGGGUGCCUUUGUCAAGGUAAUAGCGACGAAACUCACGGAGUUUGAGCCGCCAACAGGACGACAAGCAAAGCCCUGCGUCUUGAAGUUGGCCCCUGAAUUGCAUCCCAAGGGAGAUGAGGGUUG
Messenger RNA from Trypanosoma cruzi, 1828 nucleotides. Its product is annotated as retrotransposon hot spot (RHS) protein, putative. The record is from RefSeq and is a predicted model, not a curated record. The transcript has a single exon. NCBI's taxonomy places the organism in Eukaryota, Euglenozoa, Kinetoplastea, Trypanosomatida, Trypanosomatidae. The annotation marks the transcript as partial.